AUGGAACCAUCACUGCCUCACAAUUCUUCAACCUUGUCCCAUUGGCAUCGGACAACACGGUCAUUCCCCCACCUCCAUGCCAAUCGGCUGAAUACCGUUCCAGCCGCGGCGACAUACGUUAUCAUUGGCUCUGGCAUCUCCGGUGCAUUGACAGGCUGGGAAUUGAUUAAAAGCGGUGUCAAAGGGGACGAGAUCAUUAUUCUUGAAGCGCGAGAGGCGGUCUCGGGUGCCAGCGCAAGAAACGCUGGACACAUUCGACCUGACUCAUUUCGUGGAUUUCCCGGCUAUGCUACAACUCACGGAAGUGAGCAAGCCCGGAAGAUCCUCGAGAACGAAAGAACUGUUUUGAAAAAUGUCCACGAGUUUGUGAAACAACACAAUGUCGACUGCGACUUCAAGUAUACAACAACUUACGAAGUCGCCAUAUCAGAAGAUUUUGUCGAGCUACUAUCGACUGCAUUUACUGCUUUCAAGGCUGCAGGUGGCGAUGUGUCGCAUAUCCAGUUCCACGAAGGCGAAAAGGCAAAACAAAAGACGGGCGUCCCCACUGCAAUAUGUGCCUAUGAGUCACCAGCUGCAUCCAAUCACCCAGGGAAGCUGGUUCAAUGGAUUCUAAAUGACUUCAUCCAGAAGGGAGGCAAAUUAUGGACCCAUUGCCCUGCUACCAAAGUCGGGCCAGCCCAGGCUGGUGCGUCAAAAGUGGGAGGCACAAUAGCCGCCAAAAACGUCGUUCAUUGCACCAAUGCAUAUGCUGCGUAUUUAUUGCCUGAAUUGAAGCAUUUUAUCUCGCCUCGGCGCUCACAGGUGAAUUCGUUUACUCCGAGACUCUCUCUGUCUGGAGAAUAUGCUCCGGCCCAUACUAUGGCGCUCAGGUACAGCCCUGAUCACUUCUUCUCGGUAAACACGUUGAAGAACGGAACGAUACUGUUUGGUGGAACGGGGACUAGAGGCGAGAACGACGUAGAUAAGGAAUUCGAGCGCGCCACGUUCGACGAUUCCAAAUAUAGCGAGACUCUUGCUCGAAAUAGCUCACGGGAGUUUGAUGGUAUUAGUCGAGAGCUAGAUUCUGUCCCUCUCCGACAUGGCGAAGGAUUCGAUUACGCGUGGACUGGGAUCAUUGGUACGACGCCGGAUAAUGCUCCACUGAUCGGGGCGAUCGAUGGCCUGCCAGGUCAAUGGAUAUGCGCUGGGUUUAACGGACACGGAAUGGCUCAUAUAUUUACGUGUGCCCCGGGUCUGGCGAAACUCGUUCUGGGGAAGUCGUGGAAAGAGACAGCUCUUCCGGAGUGUUUCCAGUUCAGCAAAGAAAGGAUUACCCAAUACUCCGAUCUGCACGUUAAAGCCCGAAUCUAG
This is a messenger RNA of Penicillium chermesinum, 1353 nucleotides long. RefSeq names its product NAD(P)/FAD-dependent oxidoreductase. The record is from RefSeq and is a predicted model, not a curated record. The transcript is spliced from 4 exons. Gene Ontology annotation, cellular component: cytoplasm. Gene Ontology annotation, molecular function: oxidoreductase activity. Lineage: Eukaryota; Fungi; Ascomycota; Eurotiomycetes; Eurotiales; Aspergillaceae. Bases 1 to 1353 code for a protein of 450 amino acids.